AUGCCUUCGUUGAGUGCCUACGAUUUGAACAAAAGAUACGUAUACGGCUCCAGUAGCUGGGGUGGGGGAGCACGAUGGGCCUUUUUUGCCAUUUUUAUUGCAGUGGUAAUCAUUGUGAUAUUAGGAACUUUUCGUGCCAAUAAGAAAAGGACUGCUCGAGGAAUAGAACCGAUCUAUGGUACUCGGUGGAUGACACCUCCAUCAUAUUUCCAAUCGCAACAUCAGUACAAUCAACCUCAAGGUAGAGACGCUGAUAUGCCUAGUGCUUAUGUCCCAGCAUAUUCUGCUAGAGCCAAUGAGUAUGAUAUGGGAUAUUAUGACCAGGACGGAGUAUUCCACGCAAAUCCAAACGCUAAGGCGUCGAUGCCACAAGGAAGCGGGGAUGCAAAUAUCGCACCUCCGGAGCAAACUCAUCAACGUACUACUAGCACGGCCACUGACGGAGUUCCUUUGAGCAGUACAGUUCCCGCCAGCGGUGGCGUGACGUUUACAGAUGAAGCCCGUCAAGCGCAAAGAACCUCGGAGGACUCGCUCGACAUGUACAGGCGUCCAGCAGGUGUUCCCGGCGCUUUUCCAUCACAAAGCAUGAAUAAUGGUACUCGUGAAUCCUCGCCUGAGUAUGGGCCACCUGCUAGCCCUCCACCCGAUUUGGGGUCUUCAUCGAGAGAUUCAGCCUUACCAAGCUUCAGCGAGAGCCCUCAUGCCUCCUCCAAAUUUGGAACCAAAGAGAAAUGA
This is a messenger RNA of Meyerozyma guilliermondii ATCC 6260, 735 nucleotides long. RefSeq lists its product as uncharacterized. Bases 1 to 735 code for a protein of 244 amino acids. Gene Ontology annotation, cellular component: intracellular membrane-bounded organelle. Gene Ontology annotation, biological process: vesicle-mediated transport. NCBI's taxonomy places the organism in Eukaryota, Fungi, Ascomycota, Pichiomycetes, Serinales, Debaryomycetaceae. The record is from RefSeq and is a predicted model, not a curated record. The transcript has a single exon.